Molecule: messenger RNA, 2856 nt
Organism: Mycetomoellerius zeteki
Lineage: Eukaryota; Metazoa; Arthropoda; Insecta; Hymenoptera; Formicidae
Gene: scalloped
Product: TEA domain transcription factor 1 homolog scalloped
Exons: 10
Coding region: 877-2262 (461 amino acids)
Biological process (GO): embryonic organ development; regulation of transcription by RNA polymerase II; hippo signaling
Cellular component (GO): transcription regulator complex
Molecular function (GO): DNA-binding transcription factor activity, RNA polymerase II-specific; RNA polymerase II cis-regulatory region sequence-specific DNA binding
Source: RefSeq, a predicted model, not a curated record
CACACGUACGGGGUGAGACGUGCGCUGGUUGGUGUGUUGGUUGUAUAUUGUUUUGAAAAGUGUCGCGGCGCGCGCGGACGCACGCGACGCAUCACGUCACGUCACGUCACGUCACGUCACGUCACAUCACAUCGCGUCGCGUCACAUCGGAUCCCAUCGCAUCGCAUCGCAUCGGAUCAGUCGCGAGGCGCCAAGUUGAAUCGGAGUACAUCGGCGAGAUCGUGUCCCUCUAGACGAGGUAGAGCGAGCGAAGUGUACAUCCUUGUGUCUCCUUGGGUCGUCCGUAAUAACGGUGCAUACGUCCGUCGCCUCCAGCGUUUCUUCGUCUUUCCGCUGCGUGAAUAUUCCAUCCGUCCAUCCAUCCAUGCGUGCGUAAACGCGACGGGAACGAACGCGGGAAAAGCGUGCGUGGGGUAAUGCAUGCGACAGGCGUCGCGGCGCGACGCGCGACGAGGAAGUCGUCCGAGGGAGGCCGGUGAGUGUCGCGGAGUGACGAAAAACCGAAGGAAGGUAUCCCUUCCGUGAUCCUCGUGCCCGACGGCGGGACUAUCGUGAAAUCGCGAGGACGCGUGAAACGACGUGUAAUCAAUCCAACCCGGGGGUCAGGAGUGUCAGUAGUGCGUUGUCGUCGUCGGACUACGCCGACGACGACGGGAGAAAAGGUGGAGGAGAAGAUCAGUGCCGUCGCGCGGAGGAAACUUGAGGGGAAACCCGACGUUUUGUGUCGUUUUGUCGUACGAUCGCUGUUGAACUCGCUCCGAUAAUCCCGGAGGAAGGCAACGUCCUAUCUUCGCCACCGCGGCUUGGAUGGAUACUGUGCAUUAUUUCUGGAGUGUACCCACGUCGCCGUCAUCCUGACCUGCCCGAGAAAUCCUCAUGAAAGACUGGGAACUCAGUACUCAGAAUAGCAUCGGCAGUGCGGUGGCUGCAGCCGACACCAUUUCCGCGCCGUGGACCCCCGCGAGUUCCGGGCCGCCGCCCGACGCCAACGGCUCCGGCUCGGAUACGAAGAACCUCGACGUUGGCGAAAUUAGCGAUGACGAAAAGGACUUGUCGGCAGCGGACGCGGAGGGUGUGUGGUCGCCGGAUAUCGAACAGAGCUUCCAGGAAGCUCUUACCAUAUAUCCGCCAUGUGGUCGACGCAAAAUCAUCCUUUCCGACGAAGGGAAGAUGUACGGUCGCAACGAGCUGAUCGCCCGUUAUAUCAAAUUGAGGACCGGUAAGACGAGAACGCGAAAACAAGUAUCCUCGCACAUACAGGUUCUCGCGAGAAGAAAACUUCGGGAAAUACAGGCAAAACUCAAAGUGGAUCAUGCCGCCAAGGAGAAGGCGCUCCAGACAAUGUCAAGCAUGUCAAGCGCCCAAAUAGUAUCAGCUGGAAGCGCGAUACACAACAAGAUGCCCCUCAUGGGCGGGACCCUUGCCCUUCAUGCUUCCACCCCUGUCUCCUAUCCCGGAGCGCAAUUUUGGCAGCCAGGCCUGCAACCAGGAACGUCCCAGGAUGUCAAACCCUUCCCUCAGCCCGCUUACACAGGAAAACCUGCGACAGCGGUCUCGAGCGGUGAUUUGGUCCAAGCGCAGCCUGCACCACCAUGGGAAGGACGUGCUAUCGCGACUCACAAGCUCAGGCUUGUCGAGUUUUCGGCCUAUAUGGAACAACAAAGAGAACAGGAGCUUUACCAUAAACACCUGUUCGUCCAUAUAGGAGGUUCCGCGACAUACGCCGAUCCGCUAUUGGAAGCGGUCGAUGUUAAACAGAUAUAUGACAAAUUCCCGGAAAAGAAGGGCGGUCUUAAAGAACUUUACGAUAAAGGACCGCAAGCGGCUUUCUUCCUCGUUAAGUUUUGGGCUGAUCUCAAUAGUAACAUCCAAGACGAAAGUGGAGUAUUCUACGGCGUCACGAGCCAGUACGAGAGCAACGAGAACAUGACGAUAACAUGUUCGACGAAGGUAUGCUCUUUCGGAAAGCAGGUAGUAGAGAAGGUAGAGACGGAGUAUGCCAGGUUUGAGAAUGGCAGGUUCGUUUACCGUAUUAGCCGUUCACCUAUGUGCGAAUAUAUGAUUAAUUUCAUUCACAAACUGAAGCACCUGCCAGAGAAGUACAUGAUGAAUAGCGUUCUCGAAAAUUUCACCAUCCUUCAGGUUGUCACGAACAGGGAUACGCAGGAAACGUUAUUGUGUACGGCAUAUGUGUUCGAGGUAUCGGCAUCUGAACACGGUGCUCAGCAUCACAUAUACAGAUUGAUCCAAUCCAUGGACUAGCCUGCUUGAACCUGCUCGCCAUGCAGCCAUCCACCCCCAUCAGUGCCUACCAUCACAUAAAGAUCAUCCAUACACAUAUACACAUAUGAUUAUAUUGUGAAAAUACAAUAUAUGCAUACAGCAGAGUUCCUCUAUUCUAAAGUUAUUGGAGUCAAGUAAUGUCGAGCAUUUCUUCUAAUCUUCCCUUUACUUCUUAUUCUUAUUCCAAAUGACACGAACAGAUUGGAAAUGUUAUUGCACAGUAUACUUUGUCCUCACUGUAUUAUUGUGUCGAAUAUGACAUUGACAAAAUGGAGAAACAGUAAGCAAUAGCGUAAAAAGAGAAAUUUAGUUUAGAGGAAUUCAGCUAAUUUAGAAUAGAAGAAUACUUAGAAUAGAGGAAUUUGAUUGUGCGAUAUGAUGCGUGAAUAUGUGAGUGUAAACAUGCUUACACUUAUACAAAAAUAUUUUCGCGUCCAUAGGAGAGUUUCGAUGGAAAAUAUUCGGUCGAUGACAUAAAAAUUAUGGAAAAUCAUCCUAUAAACAGAUGUAAAUACUGAGUAAAUAAUAGAUGUUAUAAUAAAACAUCCUCUAUAUACAAUUAUUAUAAUAUUG